Diaporthe amygdali is the source of this 1671-nucleotide messenger RNA. RefSeq names its product thiol protease. Bases 1 to 1671 code for a protein of 556 amino acids. Gene Ontology annotation, molecular function: calcium-dependent cysteine-type endopeptidase activity. The transcript is spliced from 2 exons. Gene Ontology annotation, biological process: proteolysis. NCBI's taxonomy places the organism in Eukaryota, Fungi, Ascomycota, Sordariomycetes, Diaporthales, Diaporthaceae. The record is from RefSeq and is a predicted model, not a curated record. Gene Ontology annotation, cellular component: cytoplasm.
AUGGGUGACGCACGCUCUAUCGUCUCUGAGCCGCCCAAGGACAACAACGUCGUCGCAGUUGACGCGUAUGCUCUUGUCCAAGCAAUUCUCGGUCGUACGGCUGAGAAACCGAAGAGUGACUCGGACCGCACCGAGACACUUGACUACGAUUACCUUCCGGACAUCCGCAGCGACAUGAUGCUCUCAACAUUCGAUGACAGUGGCCCUCGUCCUGACAACCAGCCACAGAACGUCAGGAUCGGGUGCGCCAACCCCUACGCUCUUGUUGAGGCCAUGCUUGGUCGACGAAUUGAUCGAAAUUCGGUCAAUGCAUCAACUCUGAUCUCCCAAGUUCUGCAGACCGACUAUGAUGAGCUUUUUGAUUUGAGGAACCAGUCCGUGCUUUUUGCCGGCCUUCAGCUCAAUGAGAAAGAGCGCAUUGCUACACAGCUCCAGGAGAAGGACAUCCGCCUCCUGAGUGAGCGCGAUCUUAUGACGCCUGACCUAUCCCGGGUCCAGCGUCUGCAAGACUUGGAGCAAGUCGGCCUCAAAGACCUCAAUCAAGUUCGCGUCAAGCAUGCUCGGAUCCAGAACGGCAAGAUCCGUUUGGUCAUUCAAGCCAACGCCAAUGGGAACCGCGUUGCUCGUCAAGUGUCCAACCGCGAGCUCACUCGGACCAUGAAUGAGUUUAUGACUCCGUUCCGGUUGCGCGGCAAGGACGAUGAGAACAUGCCCGGUCGGGAGAAUGAAUAUUCACCCCCGAAUGCUUCUUGGCGUGACAUGUACGACUAUUUCUUCCAGAGCGUUAAUCGCCGCCUCGUCAACGAUGUGACCAACUUCUCCAUCGGCGACGGACGCCGUCGUCCUACACACUUCUUCGAUGACCCGACCCAAGGUGCCUCCACCAACAGCUGGCUCAUCGCCGCCAUGUUCUCCGUCUUCUGGGCUAGCCCUGCGACAAUCAACCGCGCGACUCGUGUCCACCCGCACAAUGAGCGCAUGGAAGACGGCAAUGAGGAUCGCCGUGCACAACGCCACAUUCUCCGCGUUCGCUUCCACGACAAGGGUGGCAACAACAACAACCGUACCGAGACCGUGGAGGUGAACUACGAAAUCCCCAUCACCAACUCCAACAAUGAGCCCGUGUUUGCUCGUGCUUCUGACGGCACGGACAUCUGGCCGUCCCUGUAUGAGAAGGCCUUUGCCAAGUGGAUCCUGGGCAGCAGCAGCAAGAACGAGCACCACCCUGACAUCACCUGCACCCACUCCGGUGACCCGAUCAAGGCCAUGGCGCAGAUGAACGGUCGUGACCCACAGUACUUCCGCUGCGAGAACCACAGCUCCAACGAGCUUCUCGGCGUCGUUCGCCAGAACUGUGUGAACAACAAGACCAUCAAUCCCAUGUGCGCCUGGACUCACGCGACUGGCCCCAUGUACCGCGGCAGCAACCUCGUUGCCAACCACGCCUACUCCAUCUGUGGGUACGCCGUUGUUGGCGACAGGCAGUACAUUGUGCUCCGCAACCCAUUCGGUGUCACUGAGCCGGCUGGUCUGACCAGCUACCCUGGCCUGCUGACCCGCAUGGACCCUGAGAUCUGGCAGCCAGCUGAGCUGCUCGACCAGGGCGGCCUCUUUGCCCUGGACACGCGCGCCUUCAAGGAGUGCUUCCAGUACAUGGGUUGCGCAAAGUGA